Molecule: messenger RNA, 2757 nt
Organism: Capronia epimyces CBS 606.96
Lineage: Eukaryota; Fungi; Ascomycota; Eurotiomycetes; Chaetothyriales; Herpotrichiellaceae
Exons: 2
Coding region: 1-2757 (918 amino acids)
Biological process (GO): phospholipid transport
Cellular component (GO): ERMES complex; endoplasmic reticulum
Molecular function (GO): lipid binding
Source: RefSeq, a predicted model, not a curated record
AUGGGGGCCCUGCAAUGGUUCCUCUGCGUCUAUGUUCUCGGCGGCCUGACCUUCCUGCCGUUGCUUCUGGCCAUAGUCCUCCUUCACGCGUACUAUACCCUCCCACUGCCGAGAGAAGAUGCACCCAGCCACAACGAUCCAGCGCAGUUGGUCCACCCCGACGAUGACAAGAUUACCUUCAAGACCGCUACCGACGAUCUAGCCGAAAAAUUCCACCGCAAGCAUGAUUCAGAUGUUGCGGCAGGCUACUUUGCCGUCUGCCGCGAAUAUGUCCCUGGAGGGGUCAAUGGCAAGCCUCCCGACAAACUGACCCCCGCUGGGGAGGUGGUUGCACAGGAAUCUCCGAGUGUCUACCAGAGUAUGUACCGGAGUAUCUUUGACAGGUCGCAAAAGCCCACGCUGGAGCCGAACAAGGACGGAACUGGGAAGUCGGUCAAGAAAUCAAACAACGUGUUUUAUGUCGUCCUAAGACACGGCCACCUUAUGCUCUACGACGACAUCCAACAGUUGGAAGUCCGCUAUGUCAUUUCCUUGGAGCACCACGAUGUCGAAAUCUACGGGGGAGAAGGUGAAACCCCCGAGGGCGAACUUUGGAUCAAGCGCAAUGCCAUACGGCUGAAGAGGAAGACGAAUACAGCUGGGGAUACACCCAGUUCACUGCCAUUCUAUCUCUUUAGCGAGAAUCUGUCGGAAAAGGAGGACUUUUACUUUGCGUUGCUGAAAAACCAGGAGAAGACCACCGACGAAGAUCCUCCUGCGCCUCAACAAUUUGAGAUUGAUGAUAUCGUCAAGCUGGUGCAGCAGCUCCACUCCUCCGAGGAGCACCUACAAACCCGAUGGCUCAACGCAGUCAUUGGCCGUUUGUUCCUCGCCAUGUACAAGACGCCGGAACUCGAAGAGUUCGUUCGGAAAAAGUUGACCAAGAAGAUUUCAAGGGUUAAGAAACCCAACUUCAUCACCAAACUGGCCCUGAAAAAGAUCGAUCUCGGAAACGGUGCCCCGUUUGUGACGAAUCCAAGAUUAAGAGACCUUACGGUGGAUGGAGAUUGCACGGUGGAGGCGGAUGUCGACUACACCGGGAAUUUUAGAAUUGAAAUUGCGGCCACGGCCCGGAUUGAACUGGGAGCUCGUUUCAAGCCUCGCCAAGUCGAUAUGGUGCUCGCGAUCACUUGUAAGCGGCUCAAAGGGCACGCUUUGGUGAGAUUCAAGCCACCUCCGAGCAACAGAACAUGGUUCUCGUUUGAGAAAAUGCCCGAGUUGGACCUGGUGUUGGAACCUAUAGUCAGUUCACGGCAAAUUACCUACAACUUCAUACUCCGCGCGAUUGAGAGUAGAAUCAGAGAGGUGGUAGCUGAGAGUAUUUGUCUCCCAUUCUGGGAUGAUAUCGCCUUCAUGGACACACAAGGCCAGCGAUACCGUGGAGGCAUUUGGAAGAGAGAACCGGUCUCGGCUACGACCACCGAAAUACCCAAUGAAGAUCCCGAAGACGAAGCAGAAGCAGGGGAGACAGAAAACGGGGCCCCUGCUGACUUGUCCAGGCACGACGGCGCCAUCUCCAAAGACGACAGAGUCUUGAGUAUGCCGGUGUUGACAGAUGUCAGGACGACUGCCGGCAAGAAGAAUUCAGCCAAAAAGUCGAUUUCUUCUCUCAACGAUCUUCUCGGUGCGAAAGGUGCUCAGACACCAGAUCGACCUGAUUCAUCGACCCCGAGAUUGAUAAGGUCGCCUUCAUUUGCCGGUGCUGCGAACCCGACUCUCAGCCCAAGCCACGCAGACGCCAACGCAAGCCCGACUCGGGACUCCGAUUCUCACUCGAAACGCGAGAGCGUCACCACUUUACUGAAAGAUCUUUCUACUCGCUCGACGGGAAAUCCGUCACCAUCUGCUUCACAAGCGGGUUCGCCGCCUUCAGACUCGGCGAUGGCCACGGCAAUCAGGGAAAAGGAGCGAUCUCGAAGCGAUGUCUCAAACAUGUCCGACGAUAGCUCUAUGCGAACUGAUCCGAUACGAAAUACAUCUAGCAGAGCAUCAGUGUAUUCUACUGAUACCAAUGAUCUGAAAGAUUCUAGACCUGGCUCUUCUCAUGGAGGAAGGAUACCCACCAAGAGCUCCACAUUCACCACAAGAUCGUUGACCAGUGCGGACAGAAAGCAGGCACUCGCUUCUGUCAAUGCUGCUGCAGCUGCCGCCCAGAAAUGGGGCUGGGGCGUCCUAGCGAGGAAUCGUCAGCGCGAAGCUCAAGGCGCGACCGACAAGGAGCGAAAUGAACAAUCUAUACCAAGAGAGCCCAUGGGUCGUGGUAGGCCGCUCCCACCUCCUGGGACGCCACUACCUCCGCCGGAGAACCCGAUCAGAACCAGCUCAUUCAUGAUGCCUAGGCGGAAGCCGGUGCCACCUCCACUACUACCGAAACGACAAGACACCGGUCGUUCGAGCGACUCUGUCAAGCCAUCGCCGAAGCCACCACUCCCAGCGCGGCGCAAGCGACAAAAUACGCUACAACCCGACGAUGAGACCGAAAGCGAGGUUCUCGUGGUAGAGGCACCCACAGAAUCCGCCCCUGCGAGUCCAGCCGCCGACGAACACCAUGAUGAGUUCUUCGGUCAUGGCGAAGAAUCGACGGAGACGGGCGAUGAGCAACCACAGAAACCAGGCAAACCUCCACCCUUACCAAUACGGCGGACUGAGACGCCGCCGGGGCCUCUAGAAGACAAGGAGGAUAUUGACAGACAAAAGAUUGGACCGUAUACACAAUGA